This is a messenger RNA of Protobothrops mucrosquamatus (brown spotted pit viper), 819 nucleotides long. Its product is annotated as claudin-34-like. Gene Ontology annotation, biological process: cell adhesion; bicellular tight junction assembly. Lineage: Eukaryota; Metazoa; Chordata; Lepidosauria; Squamata; Viperidae. The record is from RefSeq and is a predicted model, not a curated record. Gene Ontology annotation, molecular function: structural molecule activity. The coding region runs from base 1 to 819 and encodes 272 amino acids. The transcript has a single exon. Gene Ontology annotation, cellular component: plasma membrane; bicellular tight junction.
AUGAUUACAAACUGGCUAACUUGGAUUAGUAGAGCCCAGUUAGGUGGUUAUUUCCUUGGUAUCUUGGGAUCCAUUAUGUGCAUCACUUCAACAGCCACCGAACAUUGGAGAAUAUGGCACGUAGAAAGUCAGGACGGCAUGUACCCGGGCGUGGUGUGGAUCGGAAUCUGGAGGGCCUGUUACCUGCGCAGCACUCAUCCCGAAAAAAGGUACGUCCACUGCGAGGAAUUCACCGAAGACCUGAGGAUGCUGCCCAAGGAAAUCUUUUUGGCUCAAGAUCUGAUGACCUUGAGCUGCAUUGUAGGGGCCGUGGCCAUCACCCUCAUGAGCUUUGCCUUAGGGAUUGUGGUCAAAGAGAUCAGACAAAAAAAAAAUCUGUUCACCUUGUUCACUGUGGGAGGUUUUCUGAACUUCCUAGCAGGAAUUAUGGUUUUCAUUCCAAUUUUCUGGAACCUGCAUUCCAUCUUGGAGAACAGAGACAUCCAGUUUCCCGAGUCCUUCAAAAUGCCUACACUUCCAAAGAGCCAGGAGGUUGGAGCUGCUAUUUACGUUGGCUAUAGUGCUGCCGUUUUUUUCCUGGCGAGUGGCAUUAUGAUUAUCUGUAAUAAAAGUGUUUUGCAAAUACAUGCAGAAAAUGCUUCACCCCCAACCAAUGUAUCACUGGCGACAACCCAGUUUAGUGCAAACUUUGGUUCCUCGGUGAUAAUUAACGUAACCAACAGAGAGGAGCUUGAGUCCAGUCUCGAUAAGUUAACAUCUGUCCAUUAUUUGGAUAUAAAUCAAGAUUCGUCACAAUCUAUUCAUCCUCAACAGCUUUAG